UUUGAUCUGGCGAUGUGAUGUCAUAAGGCUGCGCGGCGCUCCUGCAUCUGUUGCGAUUCGCCUGAAGAAAGUGCCCAAAGAUGCUGAAGAACGCCUGGUGAAGCAACUGAGAUCCAUGUGAAUGUUAUAAAGAUGGCGUUUAUUAAAGAGGAGAGUGAAGACAUGAAGAUUGAAGAAGCAUUCAGAGUGAAACAUGAAGAUACUGAAGAACAAACAGACCUGAUGGUGCUGAAAGAGGAGAAUCAAGAACUGAAUGAAAAAGAAGAUAAAGAUGAAAAACAUGAUUUCAUGGCUGAAGAAAAGGCUUUUAGUUGCUCUGAGACUAAAAAGACUUUGUCCAGAAAAAAAGCUAAAAAGACAGCGACUAAAGGUAAUUUCACUUGCCAACAGUGUGGAAAGAUUUUCAAAAAAAAUAGAAACCUUACAGUCCACAUGAGAGUUCACACUGGAGAGAAGCCUUACACAUGCCAGCAGUGUGGAAAGAGUUUCAGUCAAAAAGUAAGUCUGAAAGCCCACAUGAGAGUUCACACUGGAGAGAACCCUUUCACCUGCCAACAGUGUGGAAAAAGUUUCAAUAGAAAAGGAAACCUAACAGUCCACAUGAGAAUUCACACUAGAGAGAGCCCAUUCUCCUGCCAACAGUGUGGAAAAAGCUUCACUCAGAAAGGAAGCCUUAAAGUCCACAUGAGAAUUCACACUGGAGAGAAGCCGUUCGUAUGCGGUCAGUGUGGAAAGAGUUUCAGAUUUACGGUAACUCUUAGUCACCACAUGCGGAUUCACUUAAGAGAGAACCGUUUUAUAUGUCAUCAGUGUGGAAGGAAUUUCACAUACAGAAAUCAUCUCAAGAAUCAUGUAAAGAUCCAUUUGGUAGAAAAGCCUUUCAUGUGCCAUCACUGUGGAAAGACUUGCAAAAACAAAACAAACCUUGAGGUUCACAUAAGAGUUCACACUGGAGAGAAGCCUUUCACCUGCCCUCGGUGUGGAAAGCAUUUUGCACUCAAAGGAAACCUUGAGGUUCACAUGAGGCUUCACACUGGAGAGAAGCCUUACAAGUGUCUUAAAUGUAAGAAGAAUUUCACAUAUCAUAGAGAACUGAAAUGUCAUUUGCAAACUCAUUCUGAAAAGAAACCACAACAUUCGGAGUGCGACAAGAAGUUUACUAAGAGGAGUCAUUUAAAAAAUCAUCUGUGCGUUCACUCUGGAGGAAGGCGAUUUAAUUGUGAUAAGUGUAAUAAAAAAUUUCUUUUACCAUCACACUUACAGAUACACCUGAAGAGUCAUGCAGAUGUGAGGCCCUAUUCUUGUUCUUUAUGUAGAAAGAGUUUUAAAUGGCUCAGCAGUUUAAAAUGGCACCAGGAAACAUGUAUGUCUGUGAAAUCAAAGCUACUUUCACACUGCAAAUGAAUGU
Sinocyclocheilus anshuiensis is the source of this 1408-nucleotide messenger RNA. Its product is annotated as gastrula zinc finger protein XlCGF57.1-like. Gene Ontology annotation, biological process: positive regulation of transcription by RNA polymerase II. Bases 133 to 1404 code for a protein of 423 amino acids. The transcript is spliced from 4 exons. The record is from RefSeq and is a predicted model, not a curated record. Gene Ontology annotation, cellular component: nucleus. NCBI's taxonomy places the organism in Eukaryota, Metazoa, Chordata, Actinopteri, Cypriniformes, Cyprinidae.